Messenger RNA from Racocetra persica, 545 nucleotides. The record is from the annotation of a GenBank genome assembly. NCBI's taxonomy places the organism in Eukaryota, Fungi, Glomeromycota, Glomeromycetes, Diversisporales, Gigasporaceae.
AACAUAAUCCAGCUCCAGCAAACCAAAGAUUUUUAUGCGCACGCGAUUAUACUGAUGCAUACUUUACUAAAAGGAUUACACCUCUACAAGUAUGCGAGAAAUUAAUUGAUAAAAUAAUUCAAUCUUGCUCUAAGGCGUGUGACCCACCUCUUAACGGUAUGUGUCAAUAUCACAAGGAUGAUAUUAUAGCGCAAGCUGAGGCGUCGACCUCUCGAUAUAAUCAAAACCAAACAUUGGGACCUCUCGACGGUGUUCCUGUGGCGUUUAAGGAUGUGAUCGAUGUUAUAGGCUAUGAGACACGUGUUGGAACAUCAUUUCUUAAUCAAGGAAACCCAGCUUCAAAGGAUGCAUUUUUGGUAAAAAAAUUAAGAGAACAAGGUGCUAUCAUCAUUGGAAAAACAAAUUUGCAAGAAUUCUGUUUUGAUAUUACGAUUAAUAAUCAGAAUGCAAAUAUAUCUCGCAAUCCCUACAAUACCGAUCAUUAUUGUAAAGAUAACUUGAUAGUCCAGGGACAUAUUCAAGUAGGGUUGCCAAAAUCCUUAGAG